Auanema sp. JU1783 is the source of this 492-nucleotide messenger RNA. NCBI's taxonomy places the organism in Eukaryota, Metazoa, Nematoda, Chromadorea, Rhabditida, Rhabditidae. The record is from the annotation of a GenBank genome assembly.
GGAGCAACCAUUAGUUUGGCUCCAGACGUAGAAGGAUCUGGUGAAACGGAAAUAACCACAGUCUCCACAAAUGAAGCUACCACAGUUGGUACCACUAGCUCUGCAUCUGAGUCCAAUGUCGACGGAUCUGGUGACUCUGCAUCCGAAGAGGAACAGAGAACCAAUGCUGAAACAACAACCAGCUCAACAUCAGCACCUGAAGUCGAAGCAUCAGGAGAAACUGAAGCUCCAGUCGCAGCCAACGAAGAUGAGAAGGUUACAGUCUCAGAAACAGAGGCCGAAGAAUCAUCUCCCGAUUCCGCAACUACAACAAAGCCUGAAGAAACAACAACAGUUUCAGAGAUUGAAUCUUCAGGUGAGACAGAAGAAACCACAGUUUCGUCAGUGGAACCUUCACUUGGAGCAACCAUUAGUUUGGCUCCAGACGUAGAAGGAUCUGGUGAAACGGAAAUAACCACAGUCUCCACAAAUGAAGCUACCACAGUUGGUACC